AUGUCUGGAUCCGAAGAAUUCCACCAAAACCACCCUGCUAGCCUCAUUUGUGAAUUGUGUAGACUAUUCUACGAUAAUGGUUGGGUGACUGGAACCGGAGGAGGAAUUUCAAUUAGGGACGUUGAUGGAGAAAACCCUAAUAUCGUAUACAUUGCGCCUUCAGGAAUCCAAAAGGAGCGUCUUCAGCCUGGCGAAAUGUUUGUUGCUGAAUUGCCGGGAACUAUUAUCAAAACUCCCAAUGAUGAGAACUCCCUUCCCUUAUCAAAGGAUCUAGCUGCCAAUUUCAAAUACAAACCGCUGGCAUGUACGCCCUUGUUUUUGAGUUGCUACAACAUGAGAGAUGCAGGUGCAUGUAUUCAUACUCAUUCGCAAAAUGCAGUGAUGGCCACCUUGAUUUGGGAGGACAAAGUUGAGUUCAGUAUGAGCCAUAUCGAACAGAUCAAGGCGCUUCCGCAGCUCGAAUUGAAUGACAAAACUGGAAAGGUUGAGAAGGUUGGAAGCAUGCAAUUUUAUGACACAAUGGUUCUUCCGAUCAUUGAGAAUACGCCGCACGAAGAGGAUUUGACCGACUCACUCCAGGAGGCCAUUAGAAAGUAUCCUGGAGCAACUGCCGUAUUGGUUCGUCGUCAUGGUAUUUAUGUUUGGGGCGAAACAGUAUGGAAGGCAAAAGUUUACAAUGAAGCCAUCGAUUACCUUUUAGAGUUGGCGCUUAAGAUGCACCAAAAUGGAAUCCCUUUGGUAAAGGAGUAA
Australozyma saopauloensis is the source of this 750-nucleotide messenger RNA. Its product is annotated as methylthioribulose 1-phosphate dehydratase. Lineage: Eukaryota; Fungi; Ascomycota; Pichiomycetes; Serinales; Metschnikowiaceae. The record is from RefSeq and is a predicted model, not a curated record. The transcript has a single exon. Gene Ontology annotation, molecular function: methylthioribulose 1-phosphate dehydratase activity; metal ion binding. The coding region runs from base 1 to 750 and encodes 249 amino acids. Gene Ontology annotation, cellular component: cytoplasm.